GAACUCGGCCGGCGCUCGGCCUCCCCCAUCCCCCGGUAACGGUCGCUGGUGAGUUUAAAUGAGACGGGUCUGGCCGAGCCGCAGCCGCUGCCGGGGGCCUGAAGCGGAGCGGGGAGCGGGGAGCGGGCCCCGACCGCCACCAUGACGGUGCUGCAGGAACCCGUCCAGGCUGCUAUAUGGCAAGCUCUAAACCACUAUGCUUAUCGGGAUGCGGUUUUCCUCGCAGAGAGACUGUAUGCAGAAGUACACUCAGAAGAAGCAUUGUUUUUACUGGCAACGUGUUAUUACCGCUCAGGAAAGGCAUAUAAGGCAUAUAGACUCUUAAAAGGACACAGUUGUACCACCCCACAGUGCAAAUACCUGCUCGCAAAAUGUUGUGUCGACCUCAGCAAGCUUGCAGAAGGAGAACAGAUCUUAUCUGGAGGAGUGUUGAAUAAGCAGAAAAGCCAUGAUGACAUCGUUACAGAGUUUGGUGACUCUGCUUGCUUUACUCUUUCCUUACUGGGACACGUGUACUGCAAGACAGAUCGGCUUGCCAAAGGAUCAGAAUGUUACCAAAAGAGCCUUAGUCUAAAUCCUUUCCUCUGGUCCCCCUUUGAAUCAUUAUGUGAAAUAGGUGAAAAGCCAGAUCCUGACCAAACCUUUAAGUUAACAUCUUUGCAGAAUUUUAGCAGCUGCCUACCCAACACUUGCACAACCCUAAUAUCCAAUCACAGCGUAUCCCACCGACAACCUGAAACAGUCCUUAUGGAAACCCCACAAGACACAAUUGAAUUAAACAGACUCAACUUGGAAUCCUCCAACUCCAAGUACUCCUUGAACACAGAUUCCUCAGUGUCUUACAUUGAUUCUGCUGUCAUUUCGCCAGACCCCGUUCCCCUGGGAACAGGAACUUCCAUAUUGUCCAAACAGGCUCAGAAUAAACCAAAAACUGGGCGAAGUUUAUUGGGAGGACCGGCUGCUCUUAGCCCGCUGACCCCAAGUUUUGGGAUUUUGCCACUAGAAACCCCAAGCCCCGGAGAUGGAUCCUAUUUACAAAACUACACUAAUUCAUCUUCAGUUAUCGACGUGCCAUCCACGGGAACUCCUUCGAAGAAGAAAUUUUGUGUUUUGCAGUCGGUUCCCCGAAUCAGCCAAGCUGGAACAAAGUCUGUCUUCUCCCAGAGUGGAAAUAGUCGAGAGGUAACUCCUAUCCUCGUUGCACAAACACAGAGCUCCGGCCCUCAGACGAGUACGACACCUCAGGUAUUGAGCCCCACUAUUGCUGCUCCACCUAACGCACUGCCUCGAAGAAGCUCCCGGCUAUUCAGUAGUGACAGCUCGACCACGAAGGAGAACAGCAAAAAGUUAAAAAUGAAGUUUCCGCCUAAAAUUCCAAACCGAAAAACAAAAAGUAAAACAAAUAAAGGCGGGAUAACUCAGCCCAACAUCAAUGAUAGUCUGGAAAUAACCAAAUUGGACUCUUCCAUCAUUUCGGAAGGGAAGAUCUCGGCAGUGACCCCCCAGAUCCAGGCUUUCACUCUUCAGAAAGCAGCCGCAGAAGGUUUGAUGAGCCUUCUUCGUGAUAUGGGAAAAGGUUAUUUAGCUUUGUGUUCAUACAACUGCAAAGAAGCUAUAAAUCUGUUGAGCCACCUCCCUUCACACCACUACAAUACUGGUUGGGUACUGGGCCAAAUUGGGAGAGCUUAUUUUGAACUCUCUGAGUACAUGCAGGCUGAAAGGAUCUUCUCCGAAGUUAGACGGAUUGAAAACUACAGAGUCGAAGGCAUGGAAAUCUACUCUACGACCCUAUGGCAUCUACAGAAAGACGUCGCCCUGUCUGUACUCUCGAAGGAUUUAACAGACAUGGAUAAAGACUCCCCAGAGGCCUGGUGUGCUGCAGGAAACUGUUUCAGUUUGCAGCGAGAGCAUGAUAUUGCAAUUAAAUUCUUCCAGAGAGCUAUCCAAGUUGAUCCAAACUAUGCUUAUGCCUAUACUCUGCUGGGGCAUGAAUUUGUGUUGACUGAAGAAUUAGACAAAGCACUUGCCUGUUUCAGGAAUGCAAUCCGAGUCAACCCCAGACAUUACAAUGCUUGGUAUGGCCUGGGCAUGAUUUAUUACAAGCAAGAAAAAUUCAGCCUGGCCGAAAUGCACUUCCAGAAGGCACUUGACAUCAACCCACAGAGCUCAGUCUUACUUUGCCAUAUUGGAGUGGUUCAGCAUGCACUGAAAAAAUCUGAAAAGGCUUUGGAUACCUUAAACAAAGCCAUCAUUAUUGACCCCAAGAACCCACUAUGCAAAUUCCACAGAGCCUCCGUCUUAUUUGCAAAUGAAAAAUAUAAGUCUGCGUUACAGGAACUUGAAGAAUUGAAACAGAUUGUCCCCAAAGAAUCUCUUGUUUACUUCUUAAUAGGAAAGGUUUACAAGAAGCUAGGGCAGACCCAUCUGGCCCUGAUGAACUUCUCCUGGGCAAUGGAUUUAGAUCCAAAAGGAGCCAACAACCAGAUUAAAGAGGCCAUUGACAAGCGGUACCUUCCAGACGAUGAGGAGCCCAUCACCCAAGAAGAACAGAUCAGUGAGUGUUAUCCGUAUGAAUCAGUUGGAACAGACGAAUCACAGGAGAGCAGCAUGACAGAUGCCGACGACACACAGCUCCACGCAGCCGAGAGCGACGAGUUCUGACCCCCAGGAGCUGGGAGCCGGGGGCCCGUCGUCCCUCUGCAUCUCAGCCUCCGCGGCCCAAGCUGAGAGCCGCACCGUUGGCCCCUUCGACCAUGAGGGGGCCCAGCUGUGAACCCCAGACUCUCCACAGACUGGAACUGUCCCCGGAGCGUACACACGACGCCUGUGCAAUACUCGCUCUACCAAGGCCGACUCUUUCACCUGGAUGAACAUAGCAAUUGGAAGGAGAAAGACUUUUUUUUUAUUUCUCUCCCCUCCCUCUCCCCCCCACCCUGCCCCUUCAACCUCCCUUUUUUUGGAAAAAAAGGAUCAUGAACGGAAGAGUUGGGAAGAGUGCUGUAAGGGAGCCUAUCUAUGUGGGGGGAAAAGGUUGAAGCCCAAUUUCUUUAUCUUUCUCCGAAAACUCGUCUUAAUUUGGUUCUGUCUUGGUGAGUGUGACUGCCCCCUUGUUUCUAGACUCCUCCAGGUUGGUUUUGGCAAGUGCAGGAAGGGAUGGUAAAAGACUUUACCUGUUACAGGAUAACUUGAAUGCCAAGGAAUGUAAAUGUCCUAAAAACAGCCGUGUCUCCAGGAAGCACCCAGAAAGGCACUCCCAAUACUCGUGUUCCGUCCUGUCCCAUCGUCCUCCAGACCCCACCCACCUCAUCCCAUCUCUUUGUUCUUGGUCAGAUGAGAACCCCCUUAUCCCCCCACCACCCAAGAAAAGCCCCCAGUACAGAAUGCUUUAAUAUCUAACCAAGAAUUCAGUGUAUUUACCUGGUUUCCAAAGUGUCGGUCAUUGCCAUCUUGGUCUUGCAGGCUCAAAGCUUAUACCCCUAAUGAGUCACCUCUUCUCUCUGAACCUGGCAGGAGCAGAUCUAACAUUCAGGGAAGAAAGAGAGGUUGCCGCUUGGCAGAACGGAGGCAGUUUGCCACCGAGCCUGGGAAUCCGCAGAAAACCAAACCCCUUACACUAAGUGACUCUGGUGUCUAAGAGAGUAGGACAGUGGAAGCCACAAUCCAAUCAGACAAUUCUUGCACUGAGCUUGAACCCGUACCUGUUCAACCCCCUAUUCCCUUUCAGCCUCUAUGUGUAGGGUCUCAGCGGGCCCCAAGUGCCCACCCCCUCACCCCACAGAUCCUUGCCGUAUCACCCACUUCCAGGGUGUGUGAGCUGGGGUCGAUGGCCCCAGACUCACCUGGGGCUUUUAUCUGACAAGAAAGCAAGGCUGGAGCGAGGAAGCAAGACUUUCCAUCGGGCUCAGCCUCGCUCGGCCCCAGCGUCUGCUUUCCUUUGCGAAGGGUACAGAAAUGUGUAAUCUCUAAGCAGUUUUUGAGAGCCAAUUAUGCACAAUAAAUUGGGAAUGGUUGACAUUUCACUGCAACAAACUUGUGGAGCAGUCUUAAGAUGUUUCUCCUUUUAUUUUUUUAACAUAUCUCCUAUUUUUUUUUAGAUGGCCUUUAGUUGUUAACACUUUUUUUUUAUUUAGUGCCAUUGCCCCAGAGUAGAGAGAGCACAGAACAGUCUCCUCGCGGCACAUUGGCCAGAUGUUGCUUUGGGUUACUUGAGGCUGAGGGAAAGAUUGAUUCAGCCACGGACUUUGGCACUAGCCCACCAAGCUGUGAAUUUGGGCAGAUUGUACACUAGGUGCCAGGGCAGCAGGGCCCCCAACCUGCCCCAUGGGGCUCCCGGGUGAAGGUGGACUGACUCCCAGUGAACCGACGGGGCAGCCAACAGAACCAGGAAGAAACAGCGGGUCCGGGGGAUGCUGGCUUCAACCUGCCUGUGGCCCCGUGGGGCCAUGCCCAAACGACACCUGAUGAAGGUCUGGGGAGGUGGGACAGGAGCCCCAGGGGAGAGCGGUGGAGGGGGAAGGAGAGGGAGAGAGAGGAGGCCCGUGGGAUGGGUCAUCUUCAGGGCGAGCUCUUGGGUUGCUGUGAGGUCACCCGUUUGGUUACCCUCAUGGAGUUGGUGUGUAUUUAAAUUGGGAUGUGUUGUUUUUGUGGGAUUUCUUUUUUCCUUUUUGAAUCGUCCCGCCUUAAUCCCCCUGUACAAUCCCGAGUCUGUUUCAGAGCAGAACGUCAGCAGGGUGCCGUGAGGGGACCCAAGUGUGCAGUCUGGGGCAAGCCGGGGGUGCUGCUGCUCCCUGCCCCCUGCUAGGUCUCAUGUUUCCGUUGGAUGAACACUGCUUAUGCUUUCGGGGGCGGUGGUGCCUCUUGCUGGUGACAUAUAGAAGGGUGGAUGCAUACAGGAGCUGCACCUCGCACUCACCAUGGAGGGAUUCUGUUGACUUUGGGAAGUUACACUCUGAUCCACUCUUUUUUUUUCUUUUUUUUUUCCUUUACUUCCUGAGGUCCAUUGGCAAAACCAUGGAAUUCUGGGAAAGGUGUCUUUACCCCUCACCCUGCACCCCUGCUUUUGGCUCUUUACUAUGGUGGGCCAGGGCCACCAGCCCGAUGAGACACCCUGCUCCCACUCUCUUUUCCCAGAAAGGAAACCUCUUGUGAUCAAAUGGAUAGUUGUGGUUUUAAGGGUCAGGUAAGAGGAUAGGACUAAAAGAAAAGAAUUUAAGUGUCUUGACAGUUCCCCUUUUUUAAGCCGUUAAUAUUGUUUAUACUUUAGUUCAGAAGUUACAAGUUGUUGCAUUGGGACUAAUUCUUUUAAAUUUAUCUUUAAAAGGGUCUUAACUCUGGGAUUUUAAAAGGAUAUGAAUUCUCCUGAAGCGUGAACGGUCACAUUCGGACAAGUGAAAAGCAGCCACUGCUUUCUCCAUAUGUCAUUACUUAAGACAUCUUUUUUUCCCAAGAUUUGCAAGUAACAUUUGAACCAUGCUGCUGUCGUAACUUGAACAAACGAAAAAACACCCUCAGUGAUAGUAUUGAGACCAUUAAAACAAGCUCUUUUUGAAGAAAAGAGUUCUGAGGUCUGACUAGCCAGAGUUUAUCUAGGUGUUCACUGAGACUGUCAUUUUCUUAAUACAAAACGUGAUAACUUGGAAAAAAGAAAUGCAGGUGUGGGUGUGAUGUGUACUAUUUGCAUUGAAGCAAUGUAAUUUUGUGUCUUUCCUUUUUGCUUUUCCUGACUUUUUAUUUCAAAAAUUGUACAGUCUUAGGGGAAAAAAAGUCUUUUCUGUUAAUAUAUUUGCAAUUCAUUAAAGGAUGUGGAAAAUCCAAAUAAAUUACUUUUAAAAACAG
Molecule: messenger RNA, 5835 nt
Organism: Tachyglossus aculeatus (Australian echidna)
Lineage: Eukaryota; Metazoa; Chordata; Mammalia; Monotremata; Tachyglossidae
Gene: CDC27
Product: cell division cycle 27
Exons: 19
Coding region: 142-2661 (839 amino acids)
Biological process (GO): cell division
Molecular function (GO): protein binding
Source: RefSeq, a predicted model, not a curated record